Molecule: messenger RNA, 2643 nt
Organism: Saccharomyces cerevisiae S288C
Lineage: Eukaryota; Fungi; Ascomycota; Saccharomycetes; Saccharomycetales; Saccharomycetaceae
Gene: ARG81
Product: Arg81p
Exons: 1
Coding region: 1-2643 (880 amino acids)
Biological process (GO): regulation of DNA-templated transcription
Cellular component (GO): nucleus; cytoplasm
Molecular function (GO): zinc ion binding; DNA-binding transcription factor activity, RNA polymerase II-specific
Source: RefSeq, marked reviewed
AUGGGAAUUUCCAGCAAGAAUGGCCCUAAAAAAAUGGGAAGGGCAAAGACGUUUACUGGGUGUUGGACGUGCAGAGGAAGAAAAGUUAAGUGUGAUCUUCGGCAUCCCCACUGCCAACGAUGUGAAAAGUCUAAUUUGCCUUGUGGCGGUUAUGAUAUCAAACUCCGGUGGUCUAAGCCUAUGCAAUUUGACCCGUACGGUGUCCCAAUCCCACAAAAUUCUCCUGCAACUACUACGAACUUAUCAGGUAGUGUCGAUGAACCACAAUACCAACGACGGAACAUCGAUUUUGUGCGCUAUGAUGAAGAAUACGUGUAUCAUGAAGAUAUGGAUGAUGAGCUAACAAUGCUGCAUACUCCCCCAAUUGAGAAAAUAAGCGAUAACAAGACGUGGAUCAUAAAGAAAUUUGGGGUGUUUAAAGGAACAGAUAAGAUCGACAAGCAGUACGCUCCAAGGAAGAAGCGCAAUAGGAAAAGAGUUGCCAAAAGCUUGGAGAGCUCAGCUUCUAUUUCGUUAUCUUCUUUACCAUCUUCUUCAACUAUUUCCUUUCCAAUUAGACAUAUUGAAGACAAGUUGAGAAAUAAAGGGCAUGUAAAGACAGGUAUUCUCUCUGCUAAUGAUGGUGUUCCACCAACACCAAAUCUUUUAGAUUAUGACUGGAACAAUCUGAAUAUAACAGGUUACGAAUGGAUCUCGAGUGAACUCAGAGAUGAUGCAUUAUUGUCAGCGGUGACCUUACAGGGACAUCACUUAGGACACACACAGCCACAAGAAAUCUCAUUAGAGGAAAACUCUAAUGUCGUGAGUGGGGAAGAGCAUGUGAAUGCCAAAGAACAUGGAUGUGCCUUUGAGGCUGAUAAUCAAGGUUCAUCAACUUUACCUAAUAAAGCAGCCAGUGCCAAUGAUAAACUUUACCAGCAAAACUUGAAGUUACUCUUCCAGAAAAACUCUUCGAACAGUGAGGAACCAGACCCUCAAGCAUUGAUCGACGAUGUGUUCGUCAAUAUUGAACCAAGAUCUCUGCCCGCAUCUGAUCUGAAUAAAAUAACUCUAGCUCCUCCAAAUGAAGAAUCACGCAUGCCUAAGUCCAUGUUAGAACUCACAUCCUAUUCCAGUGACCUACCACCUGAAUUGGUAGAUAUUAUACCCAAAACAGACCUUACCGUACAUGGUUUAGCGAGAUUUCUUUUAAAUCAUUAUUUUAAUAAUGUUGCAGAUAAAAUGACAGUGGUCGUGCUCGAAAAGAACCCAUGGAAAACAUUAUACUUCCCCAGAGCCUUGAUGGCAUUAGGCGAUUUAGCGGGUUUGGGACAAUCCUCCAACUCGAGGAAUGCGUUGUUGAAUGCUCUUCUUGCUGUCUCUUGCUUCCACUUGCAAAGCAAGUACCCAAGGAACUACAAACUACAAAAAUACUUUCUGGGCCUAGGUAUCGAAUUGAGAAAUCAAGCCUCGAACUUUCUAAGAUUAUGUUUGAACACAAAAUCAAGCAUACCUGAGAAAUAUAAAGACGUACUAACUGCGAUCUUAUCUAUGAACUCUAUUGAUGUUGUAUGGGGGACGAUGGCAGAUUGCCAGGAUCACUUGGCUCUUUGUGAAGACUUCGUUGAGUCAAGAAUGAAACUAAGACCUAAUAUUUCUGAAAAGACAAAAACCUUACACAGGAUUUUCUCGUUUCUGAAGUUAAUUCAAGAUAGCACUGCGUUGGAUAAAGUCAGGGCAAAGGAAAUUGUUAUUUUACCAAGUGAAGAAGAUGAUAAUUACAAACCAUUAGAUACAUCUAACGCUACUACCAGUAGCAGUGAGCCAAGAGUUGACGUUGUGCAGGAAGGUUUAUUUAGAGAGGCACUCAAUGAAAAUGACGGCAAAAUACAUAUUGAAUUCGUUAAGGAGCCUAUCACAAACGUAUCCGCUGACUCUACUCCAUCUUCGACCACUCCUCCAAUUUUUACCAACAUAGCAACAGAAAGUUACUAUAAUAAAUCUGAUAUAUCUAAGCUAGUAUCGAAGACUGAUGAAAACAUAAUUGGUACAGAUUCACUCUAUGGAUUGCCUAAUUCAUUAAUAUUACUAUUUUCAGACUGUGUUAGGAUAGUGAGACAUAAUGAAUAUUAUAAUUUAACUUACCUACCUGUACCCCGAAAAUUUAAUGAACUCUCGUUAAAUUUCGAAAAAAGAUUAUUGAAAUGGAAAUCAGAAUGGAACUUCCAUCAAGAAAAUUCGGAGGGAAAAAGCUUCAUAAACUCAACGGCUGAAGCACUAUAUCACCAUACAAUGAGCUUUUAUUUCAGUUUAAUUAUUUAUUAUUUUACAAUGGCAAGAAGUUUAAAUUGCCAAUUUCUACAAAACUAUGUUGCCAAAGUAUUAGAUCACUUAAAUGCAAUGGAAGAAUUGGUGGAUCAAAAAAAAGUGAAAAUUGUCCCUUUAAUUUGGCAAGGUUUCAUGGCAGGAUGUGCUUGCACAGAUGAAAACAGACAGCAAGAGUUUAGAAGAUGGGCAGCCAAAUUAGCUGAAAGUGGAGUGGGCUCCUAUUGGGGAGCCAGGCAAGUAAUGUUGGAAGUUUGGAGGCGACGGAAAGAGGAUGAGCCGGGCGAUAAUUGGUAUUCUGUUUAUAAAGAUUGGGAAAUGAAUCUGAUGCUAUCAUAA